This is a messenger RNA of Bemisia tabaci, 460 nucleotides long. The record is from RefSeq and is a predicted model, not a curated record. NCBI's taxonomy places the organism in Eukaryota, Metazoa, Arthropoda, Insecta, Hemiptera, Aleyrodidae.
GACCAACACCUGGUUCGAGCGCAUGGACCGCGACUCCAACCCUGACGCCGCCCUCCGCAAAUCUCAGGGCCAGCUGGAUCGUGAACGGGAUGCGGAGAGCGAAGCGGACGCGUGUUCGCGGUGCCUCUCGGCGGGGGCGGGGGAGGGCGGGGGCCUGCACGUGUCGGAGCAGCUGCGGCUGUCGCGGGGGCAGCGGAAGAAGUCGGUGCUGGUCGUCUUGGCGCUGUCCUUCCACUCGGUCUUCGAGGGGAUGGCCAUCGGUCUGGAGCGGAACCUGGACGACGCCCGCUACCUCUUCGCCGCGGUCGCCCUCCACGAGUCCACCAUGCUCUUCUGCAUCGGCCUCGAGAUGGUCGCCUCCCAGGCCGCCCCCACGCCCACCGCCACCAUCGUCCUCAACCUCGCCGCCCUUGCACUCGUCUCGCCUCUCGGCAAGUAUCCACCACAGUCAACAUUAUAA